GAGAGUGGGCUGUGUUUUCCUGGUUUCCACAGGCUCUUAAACCCACCCGUGAACAGAACACAGUGACACUCCUCUGUCUGUCAACUUCACCCACAGUCGGAAGAGAAACCAGGAUGAAACUACAACCUGAGUGUAUUUCCGCCAUUACUGAGUCCGUCCCCGUUUAGAACAGACACUUCCUAAAAGUCUGACAGAGCCGUGGGUGCCUCUGAGGACACCCGAGACCUGCGUGGAUCCCCGGUACAGACACCCAAAGGCGGACCGGUACCGACUCACCUGUCCGAACUGUCCGACCCGGAACCAGCUCCAGGUGCAGCGGGUCGAGUCCCCGCAGAGGUUCACUGUCCUCCAGACAGCAGCUGGAGCUUGGGUUGGGUUAGCUGAGUAGGCCAAAUGUUUACUGAGCGACCCACUGACUCAAACCCCCAAGGAUUUACCGGAUUAUUGAGUCAUAUUUACACUUCAGCAACAAAACAGUCCGACUGCAACAACAGGCUACAGUAUGUCGGGGAUGACAGCCAGCACAGCAAACUAUCUGUGGUCUUUAACAGACAUCCUGGGCCAAGGAGCUACUGCCAGUGUCUAUAAAGCACGAAACAAGCGGACAGGUGAGCUCGUAGCCGUCAAGGUGUUCAAUGUGGUGAGCUACAACCGCCCACAUGAGGUGCAGAUGAGAGAGUUUGAGAUGCUGAGGAAGCUCAACCACGGCAACAUCGUCAAACUCUUCACGGUGGAAGAGCUGCCCACGAAACAGAAGGUCCUGGUAAUGGAGUAUUGUUCAGGAGGAAGUUUGCUCAGCCUGUUGGAAGAGCCAGAAAAUGCAUUUGGAUUGGCUGAAACUGAAUUCCUUACUGUACUUCAGUGUGUAGUUCAGGGGAUGAAUCAUCUGCGGGAAAAUGGAGUUGUACACCGGGACAUUAAACCAGGCAACAUCAUGCGGCAGGUCGGCGAGGACGGCAAGUCUGUUUAUAAGCUGACUGACUUUGGAGCAGCGAGAGAGCUGGAGGAUGAUGAGAAGUUUAUGUCUAUUUACGGAACGGAAGAGUAUUGGUAACAUCCUGACAUGUUUGAGCGAGCUGUGCUGCGUAAGCCUCAUCAGAAGUCCUAUGGAGUGAGUGUAGAUCUGUGGAGUAUCGGGGUGACGUUUUACCACACUGCCACUGGGAGUCUUCCCUUCACUCCGUAUGGUGGACCACGCAGGAACAAACCCACCAUGUUCAAAAUAACUACAGAGAAGCCCAUGGGGGCCAUAGCUGGAAUACAGCGUGUGGAAGACGGGCCCAUAGAGUGGAGCUACCACCUACCCCACAGCUGCCAACUGUCCCAGGGUCUCAGAGUCCAGCUGGUUCCAAUACUAGCAGGUGUACUAGAGGCUGACCAGGAGAGGUGUUGGGGUUUUGACCAGUUCUUCACUGCUACUACAGAUAUACUGCAGCGUCAGCCAGUUCACCUCUACUGUCUGCAACAGGCCAUGGCACACAGCAUUUACAUACACCGCCACAAUACGGUGUCUGUCUUCCAUGAGGAGGUAGCAUCUCAGACUGGUAUAGGAGUUCAGCAACAGCAUCUCCUCUACCUGGGUCAUGACCUCCCCCUGGAGGGCAACAUGAAGGUUGUUAACCUUCCAUCUACUAAACCUUCUCGUCCACUUAUUCUGCUGAGCUUUGCACCAGAAUCCAACACCAGUCUGCCUUUUAGAGAACCAGAGACUCCUGUCAUCCCAUCUAGGUUUGAUGUUUUGGCAGACUACAAUUUUUCUAAGGUGAUAGUGGGAGUGGUGCAUCAGUAUGUGAGAAUAGUGAAGUUGUUGCACACACACAGAGAGCUGCUGCUGCAAGGAUAUUACAGCUACAUGAUGAGGUUGCGCAGAGACUGUGGAGAAGCCAUGCACAGUAUUGCAAAUAUCACCAUCAGACUGCAGUCCUGUUUCGGUGUAGAACACAGGAUUCGCAUGCUAGGCCGUAAUGCUUCAGACUCUGCUGAUGACAGUCAGAAGCUGCAGCUGGUCCAUCAGCACCUGCCUGUAUACUCUGGGGGCAUCCAGGAGUUUCAGGACCGUCUGGACCACCUGCUGAUAGAACAGGCCAAGCUGACAGAGACUCUGUCCAACGACAAGAGCUGUCAGAAGAUGGAGAUGCUGCUCAAGAAGAUAAUGACAAUCCAUCAGCACUACCGUAAAGACAGAAUGACAGGCAAGCUGGCAUAUAAUGACGAGCAAAUCCACAAAUUUGAGAAAAUCCACCUGUCGUCCCACAUUAAGCGAAUGAAAUCUCUCUUCAGAGAGGACUGCAUACAGAGAUACAAAGAGCUUUUGGCCUCAACCAGGACAUGGAGCAGUAUUUUACUGGAGAUGCACACCCGACUGCAGGACUUCAGCUCCUUCUCCACAGGCCUGUUGGCUGAUCUGGACAUGUGUGAGCAGCGGCACAAUAAGGCUCUGGACCGGAUCCUGUACACUCUACAGUCUGAGAAAACAGGCCAUCAGCCCAUAAUCACACCCAAGGACAAAGACCAUAUGGUCUCUAGGAUGCACCAUCUGAAAGAGGAGAUGGAGAUUUUGGUCCGGGAACUACAGUGUAACAACAGCAUCAUAGAGAGUUUGGGAACUGUGAACUCCACAGCAGCUCUGGAGCCGAAUCUGACCCGACCAUCGACACUCUGACAAAUCCUGAAGCACAUCAACAACAUUUCCACACACUUUGACCCACAUACCCACCGGGCAGUAUGGAACAGCUCAGGAUUGUUUACUGGACCUUCCUUAGAGGCUGCAGUCUAUGUUACAUGAAGCGGAAGCAGCCAGAGACAAUCAAUAAAAUGUGAAUCUCAGUUUAGAUAUGAGAUGCACUGAAUGAAAAAGGAGGAAAUGCUACCGAUGGAUUUUAGUGCGUGUGUAUUUGUGUGUGUGUGUGCGUGUGUGUGUGUGUGUGUGUGUGUGGCAGCUGAGUACAGCAGUUCAAUACAAACCUCAUUAAUGCCUUUAGUGUUAUUGUAUUUCUAAUAGGCUCCCACAGUGAUGGACUGUCAGUAGAAACCAAACUGAAUGCCAAGUCAGCUGCUACAGUUUUUUUUUAUUUUUUUUUUUUAUUAAUAAUGUGGUUCUUUGUUUUCUAGAUGAACCGUUGCAUAUCCGGAGAACUUAAAUGACAAAUCUAACAAGAGUGACUGUAUGUUUUUUAUAUGUGUAUGCUUGUGUCACAUUUUUGGUUACAUGGGGUACUUUACUGUCUAAUCUAAUGCUUGAUCAUUCAAAUGGUUUGAUAUUUUGGGUCCAUUUGAGGUUUAUCAUUGUAAAUUCACUGUAUAAACACUGACUGGUUACAUCAUUGAUGGUCUAAAGUUUUCAUGCUACAUUUUACUAAGCCCUUGUUGAUGUUUUACUAAAAUGCUGUUAUUUCCUGCAUUUUAUCUGAGUCUACAUUGUUAAAGAAGAGAUGCAAUCAGGGGAAGUCAUCAGUCACCACAGGUUCUUCUUAAAAACAGGACAUGAGACAAACACAGUCAACAGAUAUAACAAAUUCAAAGUGUUAAAUGACAUUAUCAAGUGGUUCACACUGGGGAAACCCCAGCUGUCUCUUUUUGUGAAGGACUCGUGUGACAUAUGACGUAAGAUGCUUUUUAAAGGUAAUUUUAUUAGUCAUCUUGACUUUAGAUCUUGUACUUUCUUUUUUUGUCUGGAGAAAUUGUAUAUUAUAUCAUCUCAGCUGACAAAGUAAAAUAGGCUGGGAAAAAAAUGAAAAAGCUCCUUUACGUCCCAUCAUUCUGUACAAUUACAGCAUCCACAUACCGUACAUCUGAAGAUGAAUCACCAUGUUUUCAAAGUUAAUAAAUUCAGAAACAACAGGCAUAUUCACAUUUUAGCAAUGUAAGUUUCUACUUCUUCCUGCUCCUUUUCGACCACUAAAAUAUAGACUUGUUUGUACUUGAAGACAGAUUCUGUUCAUUUAAAUGUUAUUUUGUUUUAUUUUGUUUCUUUGUUUCAUUUGAAAUAAAUAAAUAAAAAUAUUCAUGAAUUAUUAAACAGUACAUACUGAAUUUACAUAAAAAUAAUGUAGGUUGGUUGAACUGGGCUCAGAAGAUGAAAUAUUUCUAA
Molecule: messenger RNA, 4090 nt
Organism: Sphaeramia orbicularis (orbiculate cardinalfish)
Lineage: Eukaryota; Metazoa; Chordata; Actinopteri; Kurtiformes; Apogonidae
Gene: ikbke
Product: inhibitor of nuclear factor kappa B kinase subunit epsilon
Exons: 21
Biological process (GO): peptidyl-serine phosphorylation
Cellular component (GO): cytoplasm
Molecular function (GO): ATP binding; protein serine/threonine kinase activity
Source: RefSeq, a predicted model, not a curated record